AUGGGUCUGACGGUUGGCGCUGUCGAGCUCAAGUUCCCACACGACUCUACACACCGGAAAUCAUCCCGAGUUACCACCGUGGUUUUCCUACUGCACUAUACUAAUCCGCGGAAUGACAACAUCCAAGACUACUUCAUGUCACCUUCCUCGCUGUCACAAAAGGCGGCUGUGGUCGAGAGCGACGGAGCCAUGAUUCAGGACCAAGUCAAUGGCAUGCUCCAGCCCCGGAUUCCUACGCAAGACGGCAUGGGAGGAACCUCGACCGAAGAAAUCCGCGACCUGGACCUCGUUGGCGAAGUCGACUUCUGGGUAGCGGACCGGCUGGAUAGUCCCUGCGAGUGGCUACCGCAUCACGGGACAAAUUCCGACAGCAGCCUAGACCAGCUACAGCUAAACCUGUGCAGCAUCUCCUCAGCAUUGUGUGCAACCAGUAAAGGUCAACUCUCAUUCACCGGCUAUUCCAUGCUCGUCGAGGCAACCGAGUUCAUCUUUGCACCGCAGAGGGCCCGCACGUUUGUCGAAUCCUACUUUGACAACUGGCACCCGCACUGUCCGAUGCUGCACCCUGCAUCUUUUGACUUUGAGCACGCCUUCCCUCCUCUUUCUGCGGCCGUCAUUCUUAUGGGGGCCUCUUUCUCAUCUAAGAAGGCUGCCUUGGCGGCCCAGAUCUGCCUGGACGCCGCAGAGGAGUACAUUUUUGGCCACCAGGACUUUCUACAGCUUGUCCAUCCGGCCUGCGGGGAGAAGCCGGUCCUAGAUGCCACACCUCUUCAGGCGGCGUUCAUUGCUGUUCUGUUGCAGCACUGGAAUAACCACGGUACGGCUUGGAGGCAGAUCCGCCAGUACAGGUAUCCUGAUAUCAUUCGGGCAGCGCGGAACAUGGGCCUCCCAUCACUCAGACACCGGGGUUGCUUGCAUGGUGAGGCAUCGGAUGCAGCUGUAGGUGAGACCUGGGGGACCUUUAUCAAGACAGAGGAGUCCAUUAGACUCAUGAACUACAUCUUCCUCGUCGAUUCUUCUCAGGCCAUCUUUCACCGGACUCGCCCUUUUCUUGCGCUGUCUGAGCUGACUGGCUCGUUCCCGUGCUCUGAGCACAUAUUUGCCCACCGGUCCACCGACUCUCAAACUCUCCACAACCCGAGAGAGUCUUCUGGUGAUAUGACGUCUAUAGUGGACGGUGUUUCUCUCCUUAUGCGGGAAGUCUGGACAAGUGAUAUACCAUCUCCAUUUGGACAACUUAGCUACCUGGGUUUGUUCAUUCUAGUAUCUGGGCUGCAUGAGAUCAUCUUUAGCAGCUAUACCGACUGUUCCCUUCGGGGGACCAAGACUGCUCUGCGCCGAGCCCUUGACAGAUGGAAAUACCUGUGGAAUUCUAAUAUCGAGAAAAUGCGGGAUCCAGAGGAUAUUGGCUAUGGAUUCUUCAGUAAAGCCGAUGAAUUUUGGUGGUUAGCAACCGUCCUCCUUCAAGAGAAUAGCCCUUUGUUAAGAAAUGAGGGGAAGGGAUCUGCAGAUAGCGAUUACAUGGAAAGCAUGCAUGGCUUUUUGAGGAAGUUUGAUGAACUCAGUAUUAAGUCGUCAUAUAGGAAAAUCGACUGA
Fusarium falciforme is the source of this 1596-nucleotide messenger RNA. RefSeq lists its product as hypothetical. The transcript is spliced from 3 exons. Gene Ontology annotation, biological process: DNA-templated transcription; regulation of transcription by RNA polymerase II. The record is from RefSeq and is a predicted model, not a curated record. Lineage: Eukaryota; Fungi; Ascomycota; Sordariomycetes; Hypocreales; Nectriaceae. Gene Ontology annotation, molecular function: RNA polymerase II cis-regulatory region sequence-specific DNA binding; zinc ion binding; DNA-binding transcription factor activity, RNA polymerase II-specific. The coding region runs from base 1 to 1596 and encodes 531 amino acids. Gene Ontology annotation, cellular component: chromatin.